CCUGGUACACGACAUCAGCACUAAUAUAAUUCCGUUAUGCAGUCGAGACGUAGCAGUCUUCGUGUGUUUUUCUGGGAGUUUAGUUGUGCUUGUUCACGGUAGUAAAAUGAGUGAUCGCACUGUGGUGAUUGUGUCUGCUGUAAGGACACCCAUAGGAUCAUAUUGUGGAUCCUUAUCUUCAUUGAAAGCAUCAGCAUUGGGGAGUAUCGCUAUCAAGGAAUGCCUGACAAGGGUUGGAUUGAAAGGAUCAGAUGUUUCUGAAGUCAUUAUGGGACAGGCACUUUCUGCAAUCGAAGGCCAAAAUCCUGCAAGACAAGCAGCAAUACAUGCUGGUAUACCUAUCGAUGUACCUGCUUAUCAGAUAAACAUGCUAUGUGGUUCUGGUCUAAAAUCUGUAAUGAAUGGUUACUCUUCUAUUAAAUUAGGGGAAAGCGAUAUAGUUGUGGCUGGUGGUCAAGAAAUUAUGAGUAGAGCACCGCAUGCCACUUAUCUCAGGACUGGUGUAAAAAUUGGAAGUUGCGAUUUAAUUGAUACACUAUUGGAGGAUGGUCUAACAGAUGCUUUCCAUAAUAUUCAUAUGGGAAUCACAGCUGAGAAUCUUGCUGAACAAUAUAAAAUAAGCAGAGAGGAACAAGAUCAUUACGCAUGCAAAUCUCAGCAGAGGGCAGAGAUUGCUAUCAACGCUGGAUAUUUCGAUAAGGAAAUUGUUCCAGUAACCCUUACAACUAAAAAGGAAACUUUUGUUAUAUCUAAAGAUGAAUUCCCGAAAUUUGGAACAACCACAGAGAAACUUGCAAAAUUAAAACCAACAUUUAUACCAAUCAAUGGUACAGUUACUGCCGGUAAUGGAUCUGGUAUAAACGAUGGUGGAGCUGCCGUAGUGCUAAUGUCCGAAGAAACUGCUGCAAAUAGAGGAAUCGCACCAUUAGCCAGUAUCGUUGCAUUCGCACAAGUUGGAGUUGAACCUAGAGUUAUGGGCAUUGGACCUGUUGAAGCCGUUAAAUUAGUAUUAAAAAAAGCGAACUGGACAAAAGAGGAAGUGGAUUUUUAUGAGCUAAAUGAGGCCUUUGCCGCACAAGCAAUCGCAUGUAUUCAAGAACUCGAAGUAGAUACCGAGAAAGUUAACGUAAAUGGCGGUGCUAUUGCCUUAGGUCAUCCUAUUGGUAUGUCAGGCACAAGAAUACUAGUCACUCUGUUACAUACUUUGGAAAGAACAGGAAAGAAAAAAGGAGUCGCAUCUUUAUGCAUAGGAGGAGGAAUGGGUAUUGCUAUUGCUGUUGAAAGAAAAUAACAAAUGUCUUCCUUAUUAAUAUAUAUAUCUUAUAUAAAAUUUCUUAUCUUUUAUUAAAGCGUUUUUCGCUAAAAAUGGCCUUUCGCUUAUGUUAUACAUUGAAUAAAGGGUUUUAUUACAAUA
Cyphomyrmex costatus is the source of this 1414-nucleotide messenger RNA. It is a transcript of the gene Acat2, whose product is annotated as Acetyl-CoA acetyltransferase 2. The record is from RefSeq and is a predicted model, not a curated record. The coding region runs from base 107 to 1291 and encodes 394 amino acids. NCBI's taxonomy places the organism in Eukaryota, Metazoa, Arthropoda, Insecta, Hymenoptera, Formicidae. Gene Ontology annotation, molecular function: acyltransferase activity, transferring groups other than amino-acyl groups. The transcript is spliced from 8 exons.